UCAGAUAUACGUUCCAAACCACAGCCUUCUACUCUUCUAUUCUCCUCCCACCCCAUCUCGAUCUCGUCCUCCUCCCGAUCUCUCUCCGAUCGCCGCCAGUGGGACCCAUCAGUCCGAGCUUCUUCGCCCGCUCUCUCUCUUCCCUUCUCCCAACUGUCGCCGUUGAGAUCUGUUUCCUUCUCCAAAUCGCGAAAAUCAUUUUUUUUCGCUAUGGCUAGUCUCGUAAGCGAUCAGCUUUUGCAGAUGGAAACAACAUGUGGAUCUCUUCUAUAUGAGCUUCAGAUGAUAUGGGAUGAGGUUGGUGAAUCUGAUGCUGAAAGAGAUAAACUGCUACUUGAGCUAGAACAGGAAUGCCUAGAGGUUUAUAGAAGAAAAGUUGACCAGGCAAACAGGUGCAGAGCUCAGCUGCGGCAAGCCAUUGCUGAUGCAGAAGCAGAGCUUGCGGCCAUCUGUUCUGCAAUGGGUGAGCGACCAGUGCAUAUCAGGCAGUCCAAUCAGAAGGCUGGAAGUUUAAAAGAAGAGCUUAAGGAAAUUAUCCCUCAGUUAGAGGAAAUGCGAAAGAGAAAGAACGAUAGAUGGAAUCAAUUUCUUGAAGUUAUUGAGCAAAUACGAAGGAUUUCAAUUGAGAUCAGGCCAGCAGAGUAUACUCCAUCCAAGGUGGCUAUGGAUGAAUCCGAUCUAUCCACAAGAAGGCUUGAAGAAUUGCACAGACAGCUACAGUCCUUUCAGAAGGAAAAGACUGAUCGCCUGAAGCAGGUGAUGGACCAUCUAAAUACUUUGAAUUCAUUAUGUCUUGUACUGGGUAUAGAUUUCAGACAGACUGUUCAUGAAGUACACCCUAGUCUUGAUGAGACUGAAGGGUCAAAGAAUUUUAGCAAUGACACAAUUGAAAGUCUGGCCUCUGCAAUACAGAGAUUGCGAGAGGUUAAGAUCCAAAGAAUGCAGAAGCUUCAAGAUCUUGCAAGCACUAUGUUGGAACUGUGGAAUUUGAUGGAUACACCAGUUGAAGAGCAACAGUUGUUUCAGAAUGUAACAUGUAACAUAGCUGCUUCAGAACAUGAAAUUACUGAGCCCAACACUCUUUCAAUGGACUUCAUCAAUUAUGUGGAGGCAGAAGUUUUGAGGCUUGAGCAGCUGAAAGCUAGCAAGAUGAAAGAGUUAGUAUUGAAGAAGAAAACAGAACUGGAGGAGCUUCGUCGUCGCACCCAUCUAGUUGCUGAAGCAAGCAGUGAAACAGAAUUUGCAAUUGAAGCUAUUGAGGCUGGUGCCGUUGAUCCCUCUUUAAUGUUGGAGCAGAUUGAGGUUCAAGUUUCAAAAGUUAAAGAGGAAGCUUUUAGCAGGAAGGAUAUACUUGAGAAGGUUGAAAAAUGGUUCGCUGCACGUGAUGAAGAGUCCUGGCUGGAGGAAUACAACAGGGAUGAGAACCGCUACAGUGCUGUAAGGGGUGCCCAUCUUAUGCUCAAGCGUGCUGAAAAAGCCCGUGCUUUGGUUAAUAAGAUUCCAGCAAUGGUGGAUGCUUUGGCUGCCAAAAUUACAGCAUGGGAGAAUGAUAGGGGGAUCGAGUUCACAUAUGAUGGUGUUCGUCUGCUAUCAAUGCUGGAAGAAUACACCAUAGUGAGGCAGGAGAAAGAGCAAGAGCGCAAGAGACAGAGGGACCAAAAAAAGCUUCAGGAUCAACUCAUAACUGAAAAGGAAGCUCGCUUUGGGUCCCAACCAAGCCCUUCAAAGGCCCACAGCGCAAAGAAGAUUCCUAGAACUUCCACUGGCGGAUCCAGCAGAAGGCUAUCUCUAGGUGGAGCCGUCAUGCAUCCCCCGAAGCCUGAUCUGCUUCAUCCUAAGUCCACACGCUCAACCAAGAAGGCCGAAGAUAUGAGUGCACUUUCUCCCGCUAGGAGAGGCAUAGACAUUGCUGGCCUACCUGUGAAGAAACUGUCUUUCAACACCAUGAAUGCUCCAUGUGAAGUGGAGAUGCCACGCAGGCCCUUUACCCCCCUAGUUCCUGUGAACAGCAUCCCAUCAACACCUUCUCAGCCCAACAUUAUGUUGACACCCAGCAUUUUAUCGACACCCUCUCAGCCAAAAAAUAAUGAUGUUGAAGAGGAGAACAGGACCCCGAAGAUAAUGCCCAUUUCAACUCCUAAAACUCCAGUAACGGUGCCUGCCUCCAUGCAGAUGGCCACAACACCUGCUCCAACCUGCCUUGUUUAUGAAGCAGCGGUCACAAAAGCACCAUUGGAGGAGAUGGAAUACUCAUUUGAAGAGAGAAGGCUUGCAUUCUACCUUAAGAGAUAGAGAGUCUUGUAGACAUUGGAUCAUGCCAAUAUUAGCUGACUUGAAAGAUUGUUGUUUUCCUUUUGUUAGUCAAUAUAUGUUGAUAUGGUAUUUGCUGUCUUCUUUCGUUCUUUCUAUCUGUGUUAGCUGGACCUUGCCUAUUGGCAGUUGCAUCACGCCUCUUUUGGGUGUCA
This is a messenger RNA of Elaeis guineensis (African oil palm), 2465 nucleotides long. RefSeq names its product 65-kDa microtubule-associated protein 3. The record is from RefSeq and is a predicted model, not a curated record. Gene Ontology annotation, biological process: microtubule cytoskeleton organization. Gene Ontology annotation, molecular function: microtubule binding. Lineage: Eukaryota; Viridiplantae; Streptophyta; Magnoliopsida; Arecales; Arecaceae. Gene Ontology annotation, cellular component: cytoplasm; spindle.